Messenger RNA from Boleophthalmus pectinirostris (great blue-spotted mudskipper), 4127 nucleotides. RefSeq names its product MyoD family inhibitor domain containing (gene mdfic). NCBI's taxonomy places the organism in Eukaryota, Metazoa, Chordata, Actinopteri, Gobiiformes, Gobiidae. The record is from RefSeq and is a predicted model, not a curated record. The coding region runs from base 353 to 1186 and encodes 277 amino acids. The transcript is spliced from 6 exons.
GAUAUGAUGAAAAUGUUUCAGAACUACAACUUUCCUCUGCAAACUACUGCCACUGCGCGUCGAGUGCGUCGCGACGAUUAUUGUUGUUAUUUCUCAAUGCGUCAGCGGCGUUACCAAGACGUGGGACUGUGGCACACUGGCAACUAAACUUCUAGAAAAGUUUUGGGGACGAGCUACUCUUUCACCUACUUUGUGUUUUUCUCCCAAACGUCUAGAGCGCGCGUUGGAGGAAGGAAGGAUGGAAAUAAUUCAGAUUUGAAGCGAAGGAGUUGUCAUGUUUGAAAGUGCCGAGGGGUGAGGACAAGGAGGAACUGGUACUCGUGCGCGCGUGUUCCUGAAAGAGGACUGUCCCAUGUCCAAGGAGACCGUGCGUCCACCGGAUGGGCCAGAUGGGCCGGGACAGGGCCCACAGCUGGAGACAAAACCUCUGCUGUCCACUGCACACGAUGUCUCUGACGUAGAAUCAACUGGAAGAAGCCCGUCGUUGCGGAUACCACCCACUGAAGGUCAUGUGACGGAGGAGAGGACCAAUCACUGCGAACCUAUUAGAACUCAGCCUCAAUCUGAACGCCAGCCGUCGACAGAAGCUGCUCAGAAAGAUGAGACCCAGGACCAAAAAGAGUUUCGCCAAAACAGCGUCGACUCCACCACCCUGAGUAACGGCAAUGGAAUUCACUCUGGACAGAAUGGGACAGGGGGUGGGCGCAUGUGCACGUGUGGGGCCAACAUCAAUCGAAAUGGCACAGUGGCAGGGUCAGGAGGUCGUACAGCGAUGGUUCACUCAUCCACCAUGACGGAGCAGCCUCGCCCCUCCUCUGCCUCUGUGUCCCACAAGAUGCACAAGAAGCUCCGGUCCAGUCUGUCGGUGAACAGUGACAGCAGCCGCCGCAGUAAAGCCAGUUCAAGCAGCUCGCACAAGCCUCCUCUGCCUGAAGACUGCUGCGUGCACUGCAUCCUGGCCUGUCUCUUCUGUGAGUUCCUGACCCUGUGUAACAUGGUGGUGGCCCAGGCCUCCUGUGGCACGUGCACUUCAGAGGCGUGCUGCUGCUGCUGCCAUGGCGACGAGCUGGGCGACGACUGUAACUGCCCCUGUGACAUGGACUGUGGCAUCAUGGACGCCUGCUGCGAGUCCUCCGACUGCCUGGAGAUCUGCAUGGAGUGCUGUGGAAUCUGCUUCCCCACAUAGACUCUGAGAGGAGAGAGAUGGGACAGUGAGGACUCUGGUCACUUAUAAAACAGUGAAGAGGCUUAAUCAAAAGUGACUGGAAAAUUGAAGAUGGACUAACGAUUCUGUGCUUCUCAAAUACACCAGAUGGACUCGAAAUCUACAAAACUACUACACAUUUCCCGUAAUAACUUGGCUUGUCAUGAUAACACACACUGAAGACAUAUAUUUGAACAAAAUGUUGCGAUAAAUGUUAAUAUGGAAAGGACUUCAUACAGAUCCCAGUAUUCCUUUUUAAUGAACAAUAUGAUAAAAAGCUAGAGUUGUAGUACAUGAAUGGCAGAAUGGAUCACUUUAAUACUUUGUUAGUUUUUGUAAUGAGUUAUUGAAGUUACUUAUUCUACAGCUCUGAUCUAAUCACACUACAAAAAAGUGCAAAGAAAAGAUACAUGCUGUAAAUACUGAGUCUCAACAGUGAACCAUAAAUCAGUAUAUUCAUUAUAGUGACAGGCCUAAUAAUAAUUUGAACUCUACUGACCUCCUACACACCCAAAGCCUCAUUAAGUUAAAUGCUACUAAAACCAAACACACAAACACAAUAUAUUGAUGAUGAUACAUUGGGGAGAUGUACAGUAUGUGACCCGAUAUCAGUAUGCUGUACUGGCAAUGGGAAAACAAACACCUACCAUGUGUUUAGUGUUUUUUUUCUGAAGUAGUGGUGCAUUAUUCUUAAACCUUCAGGACGAAAGUAUAUGAUGAGGUCUGCCUUUGGGCGUAAGACUGAAGAUUAUGCAGACAGAAGAGAGAGAAAACAAUAGAGAAGCAUGUUUUCAGUUUAUUUUGUGAAAAAGUAUUACUUUUAAAUAGCUAUGUUUAACAGGAAAUCUAACUAUAUUGUAAUAGUUUUUGUUUUAUAUUUGUAGGUCUGAUAUGUACACUUAACAUAGCCUACUCGUCCUUUUCACUUUAAUGGAUCUUCUUUCACUUGAAGAUGACUUUACAACACUGUAGUUUUAUAGGGCUUGGGGAGUUUUUAAACCACCUGUCAUAAAGCAGGAACUUGCUCUUAACAUUUUAAAAACAAAAUCUCAAAAUUAAAAUACGUUUAAACUAGGGGUGUAACAAAUAAUUGAAAUAUUGACCCUCACAAUAUAUCGAAUUACAAGUCUCUUUGCUUAAAUUAAGAGUUAGGGUGCAGCAAUAGCUAAAAAAAAGACAGAAGGGACUGCAUAGACCAUGAUCCUUUGCUCCAUUUCAGUGCAGACUACAUGAAGAAAUAACAGUUCUAAACACUUUUGAGUCUUAGUUCCUUGGAUUUUAUUAAUAGUUUUGUUAGCUCUGCAAAAUAUCACAAUAAAUAUCGUACUGUGAGAUGUAUAUCGUGAAAAUAUCGAGAUUUGGAUUUUGUUACAUCCCUAAUCGUGAGCCUUCCCACCAUAUCGUGAGCUUACCCACGAUAUCGCAAUAAAUAUCGUAGCCUGAGGUUCUUUCCAUGAUGAUAUCGUAUCGUCAGACUUGGAUAUCAUUACACCCCUAGUUUAAACGUAAUACUAUGAUCAAAAAACUUUUUAUGACUGGUGGUCUAAUACUUGUUUCUGAGCUCUGUAUGUGAUACUUAGAUGAAAUCAUAUACAAUAGAAUAGAGAUUAUCUUACACAAUCUGUUAUAGCACUGUAGAACAAACUUGUGAAAUGUCAAUCAGGGCAAAGUAGAAAGAUCUCACUUUUUUCUUGAAUACUUUCGUUGCAGUCUUUUAUAGGAUUUUGGAAUAUUUGUUUAUUUUAGGAUUGUUUUACACAGUUUUUAGCAGUAAAAAAUAGGAGGUGGAAUGAGUUGAUAAUGUACAAUAUGUGUACUUACACUAGGAAGUAUCAGGCUAGUCUCUUACAAACCAUGAUAUUUAAAGGUGCAUUGUGUAACUUUUCUGGUGGAAAGCCCAUCAGAUGCUUUUCUCCAUGAUGAUAUUGCUUUGUCUGGAAUGUUUCACAGUAUAAUAUUAAGCAUUUCUAUCUUCAUGAAGACCAAACCAGGCCAAGUUACAGGUCAGAUCUGUGGAAAGGGAUCCCCACUCACAGUCAGAAUGCCUGUAUUUAUAGGUAUGUUUGAGCUAUUAAACUACCUGUAAUUUAAUAAAUGUAAGGUAGAACUGUUUAAUGUCAUACUGUGGAACAUUCCAGGCAGAGCAAUGACAUCUCCAUAGAGACAAGUAGGUGAUGGACCCUCAGUCAAAAAGUUACACAGUGCAUCUUUAAAUCAAAACUGCACUCAAAACAUGACGGAUUCAUCUCUUGCUAUAAAUCAGUUCUCAAACUGGAAAAAAAACAACACAAAUAUUUUUACAACAGUUUUGCAGUAUUAUUGAGUACUUAAUGCAUUUGUAUCUAUACUUGUGACUUGCUGGACUGCACUCUGUAACUGAUGGCGUGUUGGGAAUCAAAACAUUAUGGUUAGUUGCUUCAUAAGUGGAUCUGACCAUGAGUCAAUUCAGAGGAAUCAGAGAGUCACAUGGGUCAGUUCCUGUUCUUGUGAUCCUCUUUUUUUUUAUGUGCAUAAGUUUAUUUUUAAUACUGGCCUCAUUAGCUGAUUGUCUAAACUCCCGUUAUUAACACAUCUACUGUCACACGUCAUAUACACUCUUGGCUAAGAAUUAGACUUUUACUGUAGGUUUAGGAGAUAAGGUUAGGGAAUAGGCUCCAAUCAUGAUGUGCUGAACAUUUUCUGAACAAAACUCAUUUUCUGAUUAGUUAACCGCUGUUUCACUGGUUGUAAUGGUUCAAACAGAUAAUGUGAAGACUUUAUCCAAAAAACAAUAAUACUACAAUAAUUCUACAGUGACCCGGUUAUUAUAAUGUUAUUCAGAGACUCAUUCUUUCUAGAUUAAAAAAAAAAAAAAAAAAGUGUAAAAAAAUGUGUACAUUACAUGCAAUAAAAAAUCCAAAUAAAUGAAUUUUGAAGAACAGAA